Messenger RNA from Varroa destructor (honeybee mite), 6566 nucleotides. RefSeq lists its product as uncharacterized. Lineage: Eukaryota; Metazoa; Arthropoda; Arachnida; Mesostigmata; Varroidae. The record is from RefSeq and is a predicted model, not a curated record. Gene Ontology annotation, cellular component: membrane. Gene Ontology annotation, biological process: copper ion transmembrane transport. Gene Ontology annotation, molecular function: copper ion transmembrane transporter activity.
GUCGACAGUUCAAUGUAUGUGCUACCAUAACAAUCCCAUCUAAAUAAACUGGCUGGGUGGCUGGUUAGCGGCGACUUUUCUUUGCGUGAUCGCUGUGAAACGGUGGCAUUAAGGGUCGAGACGACGACAAGCCGUUACCAUCGCUGUCAACAAACACAAAUGAAACGUCGAACGAACGAUGAGGACGAUGAAUCAAUACAACGACAAAGAGAAACGAUUCAAGCGUGUUCACGGGUCGCUUGUCUCUUUGGUCUGCUUGAUCGGGUUUUGGUCAUGGCUUGACUUCCGCAGCAACGUCUGACACACAAGAGGCUUUCAUUUUUGCGUGCGUUUCUGCUGCGCUAUCGGCUUGUUUCUUCCAGCGUUCUCAUCACUGGGUGACGCAGUAAAUCAAAAUGGCGAUCGACCAUCGCGCAGCUGCCGUACGGCUGCCGAUCGGCCGUAACUAUGGGACUGACGUUGUUACCGGCAACAGUCAUGCUACGGCAGUGUUCGGAGCGCCGUCUAUUUGCAAAGCUCUCUGACACCAAUGGUAAGUUACAACUGGAAGCUGUUCCACCGUUGCCAACGUAGUGGCGCUAGAAGCUGUUUUAACCUCCUCUUAGCUGGUAAUGCUGUUGUCGUUACCGCUUCUGCAAAAGGAAGCAGACGCAGCAGCCGCAGUAACUGAAGCGCCGGCGAAGCGGCAGAGCAAGGGAAGCGAUAACGGUAGGAGCGGUGGCAGCGUCGAAUCUAACGACGAACUGCACAGACUGGUCGAUCGGCUGGCUGACUGACUUGAUCUGCUGAGGGUCUUUCAGCUGGUCGAGCUGGUUGUUGUCCGUAGUUCGCUGCUGCUGAAACCUCAUCACUGGAUUGAAGUCUAGAGUCGUGUUAAUAGCAGUAGUGCUCGCCGCAAAUGAGGAGCCCUGGAAGAGCUGGGUCGGAUAGUAUCCACUGGGUCAGUAGUACUGGGUAGUGGAGCAGUGUCAGAACAACGUCGGCUUCCGUUAAGGGACGACGAGCACUACGCCGAACAUAACUCCAUUACUCGCACGCUCAUUCGCCCGACUAACGUUGUACCUGUCUCCGUUCUUCAUUGACUGUGACGCACUUUAUUACGGUGCAUUGUAGUCAGCCAUAUUCUGUCCGUGCGCAAGUCUUUGUUGUUUACCAAACAGUCGAAAGCACUUCGGCCUGCUGCUGCUGGUUCUAAUAGUAGAACCGUAGGCUUUUUCAGGCUGUCUCAUACGGCUAAUGAGCUAAAUCGCUGGCUGGCCAGCCUCACCGAUAUUAGUAUACCUUCUGAUUUCUGUCGCACUAACGUAUAGCGUAGCAGAAAGCGACGACAUCAGCCGAGGCCGGCUUACCUCCGCCGCAGUAGUAACUUCAUUGGCCAUUAAUGGUGCGUGUCUAACUUGUGUAUAGAGUACCCGCUGCGCAAUCAACCUGACCUGACGUCAAGACCUGCAAAGUCAGUAGGAUUUACUACAAAAAAAAAACAUCUGACAAUACGACACGCUCAAAACAUCAUAUAGGCGUUGAUCUGGCGCUAGUAGAAGUGCUUAACUUAGGAGAAUGUUGAGAACGAACUCACUGCUCAAUGGUCUUAUGUGAGCACCUUCAGUACAACAAAGGUGAAGUGCAAGUAACGGAAGUGUACUUCGGAACUUGUCGUCGUUGAUAUCCUACUCGUCGUGAUACUUAUAGCGAGUCAUCGCAGCUGUGGCCAGAAUCUUAGCAGUUCAUUCAAAGGCGGGAGUGGAGGCGUUAGUUCGAUACUGACAUAGUCUUUGGCCAGAAAUUAUCGGACCGUGCGUCAGGGCAGUGCUGGAAGAAUAUUACCAGCGAAUGAGGAGAUCGAGAUUACGCUGAGAUCGCGAAAACGUCGCCCCGACGAAUUGGUCAUUUACCUCACGACAAGAAGCCCAUCAAAAAAUUACCCUAAUAUACAUGGUGUAUAUAUAUAUAUAUAUAGUGCCUGAGAACGGUGCUUCAAAACGUAAGUAAUAUAUAUACAUGAAAAACAUUUGCUAACUUCACGUUCGUCAUCCAGUUCCCAUCAUUAUAAAGUUACUAAUUUCACUUGCAAUAUACAUCCAGCAACAGACAGACGUGUUGUAAUUACUGUGUCUGGACUUUCGCGUCGUUGCAACGCCCGCCAUGAGCUCUUGCAUUUUUCCGUCCUUUGCAUUUAAUCGAUUUAUCUCUAUUUUCUCUACUACAAUGAUAAAAUGCAAAGUGAUACCUUUUCCGUUCACUGUUCUUCCAAUACAAAAGCGUUUCCUACGUAUUCAUAAAUAUAUUAUUUUUAUUACUAUCAUAUGACGGCUUACACAACACUUUCAUUUAAUUGCUUUGCAGAUGUUGCCCUUGGCUAACUGUUGGCCUGCUGUUGCAGCGGGCGUAGUGGAAGGCACCAGACCCAAUGACCCUCUCAGGCCGGAAUCGACGUGGAACGGGUGGCCGUCAUGGCAGCUACAGUUCGAUGUCCAGCAUCUGACGAACCAUUUUCAACAAUUGUCAAAGGGAAUCACGUUAUCAUCUGUUGUUGGCAUGACUUGCUUGUGUUUGGGCGUAGCUGCAUUUAGUGCUCUUUACGAAUACAUCAUUGCUUCACGCCAAUAUCAUCGAGAGGUCCGGCAGAGGACUGCAGAGAGCGUUUACGUUCGAACUCGACGCUGUAAACUCGAAACUUGCAGCAACUCCGCGGUAGAAAAGCAGCGCACAAAUCUUGUCCUUUUAUCUGGAAGGCACCAAAUCAAUGUCGACAAAAUCUGGUACAGGGUGCGGUUUCACCUGCUACAGACGUUUCUGCAUCUGCUGCAGGUGGUUUUGGGUUUUCUGGUGUUGGGUAUUAUGCUUCAUUACUCAGGCUGGAUCGCUGUGACGGUCUUGCUACUUUCGGGAGUCGGCCAUUAUCUCAUCGGGGUUCUUGUCUUCAAGAGACCUCUACCAAACCUCCCGAUAUCGCUCGAGCAUUCUCGUCAGUGGCUUGAUAAGCUUAUCAGGGAACAUCAGGAACUCACCGCCAAGAUCUCGUAGGCUAGAGACCAAGAGAUUCACACCUGCACCACAUUGAAUUCUCGAGUCGCUCAUUAUUCUUUACAGUAUAGCGAAUUGACGAGAUCAGUAUAUUUCUACCUAAAUGCUUGUUCUUGCUGAUCCCUGAGCUGCAUAAGCGUUACUUUUAAAACAUUUCGUAAUCACCUGACAGAAGUAGUUGGUGCACAAGCACGGACGCAUCGGCGGCUUCGAAUACAAAUUCGCCAAUAUCUUAGUACCAAAACCUGAUAAUAGAUUUUGAAUAUUUAAAAAAAUGUAAACAUGAAAAGAUGAUACUUGUUCUUGCAGUUCUGUCUAACAAUAUAAUAUUGCUCAUAACCCAAUACCGCCUAGAUUUUGUAAUAGGAACGAGGACGUAAAUGAAAGUUAGGCCAUUUCCAUAGAAGCUGAAGCUAGGUAUAAGUCAUUGCCUUAAUACACUUCCUUUUUACUUUACGUUAUAAUAAUAUGUUUAUAGACUUAAACUUAACUUUUUCUUGAACCGGUUAGAUUCUGUAGUUCUCAUGAAGGGCUACAUAACUUUUGUUUUUUUUUUGCGUAGUUUAAGUUAAACCUAUUAUAAAUGUAUUUGAAAGAGUAUUAGAUUAGGGAGUCGUUCUAAGAAACGCUACAUGUAACUGUAUAUAGCCACGUAAUAUAACCUGAAGUUUCCUCAAAACAAAAUUCCUCUAUAUUUUAUGAAUCAUUUAGUGUUGCCGAAUUUAACAUUCGGAUAGGCACGAAGCCAAUUGAACUUUAUAUACAAAUACGUAUAUUGUCAUGAAUAACAAAGCUGCUACUGCUGAAGUGCAAUUAGGUCUCACACAGCCCCUUAUAUACAGAUUUGAGCUGUAGUUAUCUAGUAAUUAUAAUAUUACGGUUUGUGGCCGCGAUACCGAGGUAUAUUUCGCUGCCCAAUAUCUGUUUCGUUUAGAAAGCUGCCGGCUAUAAUCCGUGGUAGUCUGUAUCAGUGUGGGGCCACUCUAUUCGCGAUAGUAAACGACCCACUCAGAUGCAGCUUCAACUUCUUGGGAAGCCCUGGCGUUGCAUGUUUGACUUUUUGUGUUACCUUCGUACUGUCCUUCGUUACCCACGAAUCGUUCUUUCAUGAACCCGGAAUUGUAGCUACACGCUUCAACGCAGUUUCGCAGCAUCCCGCCUCCCGGCGUCUCCACUGCCAAAAAAAACGGUCAAAACAUUAUAAUAUGGUAGCCGAAUACCAAUUCAAAGAACCUCUUAUUUAGGCUAAAUGUACUAAAUGAAAACAAUAUCCAGCGCAAAAGCCUCUAGAACGAGCUGUGCUCUUCCGUCAUCAAAAGACCUACCAUUUUUCGUCGCGAAUCAUGUGCUUGACCAGCCGCUUGCAUCGUAGAUCUUCGACGGCUGUUCUGAUGUGCCAAACAUGGUUUAGCCUACAGUCUGUGACCUGCAACGAUGUGAAGCAGGCGGCGUUUUCUGUUAAGACAGCGCCCAAGCCCCCGAAGAGGCAUUGCAUAAUUCCCGGUUUUCGGAUUACGGCAUCCGACGUCGCCUGGCAUCUAACCGGCAUGGGCUAGAUAAAACAGGGGACAAGCUUUACAGCCUAGGACAUUCAAGGAACUCAUUAAAUCUAAAGCCACCUUCCUGAAGGGAGCCUCCGACGCUAACACCGGAUAGCACGCGUCAGUUUUCCUUAAUCUCGGUAGUGCCGUUUGCAGAUUUCACACCAGGCCAACGCCUCUCGAACUCGCUCCACGUCGUAAGCCUGACUCUGAGAAAAAUGUUUUAACGUGUUAGGACGCCUUUCGGAUGUCGAUAUGCCUCAUCAGCUAAACGGCAUAAGAUGGCACCUGGGACGAUGGAACGUGGCCCCGCGUUGCCUCUCGUUCGAUCCGCUAAAUCCUUUUGACUACGUAUGCUGGGAUGUGAGCCACUCCCUCCUAUUCGGCGAUUAUCUUGUACAGACAAAAAUCAUUCCUUUGCAUCCAUAUUGAGGAGUCGCUUCGUAUCAGUGGCACGGUCAGACGCGACAAAGGGUCCGUUUUUUAUUGUCAACGUUGUAACUCCCAAAGAGUAGGCAGCGUAAGGGUCAGCCUACCCCUUCAGGUAGUGCAAUGCUGUCAGUCACGACUAGAAGUGUCGCCCAUACAGAUACGGUCGGAAUUUGUCAACGCCACAUACGAUACCUAAGCUUUCGGCCGUGGAAGAGUGGCAUUGAGUUUCGGUCUAGUCAAAUGGCGAUCAGCCUAUGCGACAACUGCUCAGGCUGCCCUUUGAUUUAAAGCAGUACGAUACCUAGCCUGUCGGUAGUCCGUUUGUAACCCUAUUUCCAAACCCAACCGAAAAUGCCACGAAAUAGGCUCCUUUACGAUCCUGGACUACAACAGCCGAUAGGUCUAGUUAUGAUCGGCAUUCCUGUUUUGCGCCUUCACCACGGGCUCGUGAUUUACGCAAAAACCCGCAUCAACCGCAGGUAACAGAAAGUUAUGUCCAGGAAUUCCCUAGGCCACUUGAAGGUUCUUAUCUCGUUCAUAAGACUUUUCCGAAAUCUAAAGAAGUUCCGACGGCCAUAAUAUUAUGGUCUUGUCGCAGAAGUGCGUUUCUAUGUCUUCAAACGCAGGCCGGCGAAGCCGAUAAUCGCCAGUAUUUUGUGCAGAUGGAUUACGUGAGUGUCGAGAUCAAAUGGGUAGCUUAUGAUACAUUGUCGAGAUAGAUGAAUGUCAACAAAUUAGACUUCGGUAGUUUUGUGAACAGAAGUUCUUAGUUUUGAUUUUCGCCACCCAAAUCGUUCGUUCGUAAGGCGGUCGUAUUUGCGCUCGUCGAGCUUUACCUUAAAGUUGUUGUUGACGCAUUGCACUUUGCUAGCCGCUUUUCAGGAUGUAUGAUACGCGCACUAAGUCUUUACGCUGAUCGUGCAACCCAGUGGAGAAAUGAUCGACCUGAGGAAAGUCAUCACCGUCAUCUUCAAACUUGACCGUUUCUCAACAUUAUUAACGGAAAAUAAGGCCCAAGUUGAAGACCGAGAAAUGUCGAUAUGAGAUCGGCGACGAAAUCUCCACAAAACGUUCGUUUGCCUCGUCCACUGUCGUGUCUGACAGGGUUGAUGUGGUCAGCGAUUGCUAUCGGAAUCAUUGGGAUUGCAACUAUUAGAAAAUGAAAAACAUACAACUGGGUCGCCAGUUUACAAAAUGAGGGUCACCAUUUUUACAAUUGUAUCCGAAUUCUGCAAUGAUUUUGUCUCAUCGAUUCGAAACAGACACAUCGAUGGCUUAGCUGUUUUGUCGUGACACGCCGUGGCAUCAAACAUCAAUACAAAAGCCUCAAACGUGAUAAAUUCUGUGUAAGAAGAAGCAUUAAAAAGUUAAAAACAAGGAGGACUUAAUUCAAAUGAAUUUAAUUCUCAUGGAGUCAAACAAAGAUGCAUACGUUUAAACUUUUAAUAGCCACUGUUACUAUGAUUACACACAAACACACACGCUCACAUACAUAAACAGUUGUGGUGAUUACCACUACUGUAAUUAUUAUGUAUACAUAAUAAACAUACCUAUGUAAGCAAAGCUGUA